Messenger RNA from Phacochoerus africanus (Common warthog), 1175 nucleotides. RefSeq names its product proteasome 20S subunit alpha 4 (gene PSMA4). Bases 139 to 924 code for a protein of 261 amino acids. The transcript is spliced from 9 exons. NCBI's taxonomy places the organism in Eukaryota, Metazoa, Chordata, Mammalia, Artiodactyla, Suidae. Gene Ontology annotation, cellular component: proteasome core complex, alpha-subunit complex; cytosol; nucleus. Gene Ontology annotation, biological process: ubiquitin-dependent protein catabolic process. The record is from RefSeq and is a predicted model, not a curated record.
GUUCUGCGCACGCGCGGGGGCCAUAUUAGCGGCGGAUUCACGCGCAGCGGCGGUGGGUUUUCACCCGCGGAGGAGGGUCCUCGGUCUAGGUCUCGGCUCUUCACAGUCCUCCCUUCGGAAUUAUAAAGUUCAGAAAAUAUGUCUCGAAGAUAUGAUUCCAGGACCACUAUAUUUUCUCCAGAAGGUCGCUUGUACCAAGUUGAAUAUGCCAUGGAAGCUAUUGGACAUGCAGGCACCUGUUUGGGAAUUUUAGCAAAUGAUGGUGUUUUGCUUGCAGCAGAGAGGCGCAACAUCCACAAGCUUCUUGAUGAAGUCUUUUUUUCUGAAAAAAUUUAUAAACUGAAUGAGGAUAUGGCCUGCAGUGUGGCAGGUAUAACUUCUGAUGCUAAUGUUCUGACUAAUGAACUGAGGCUCAUCGCUCAAAGGUAUUUAUUACAGUAUCAGGAACCAAUUCCUUGUGAGCAGUUGGUCACAGCACUGUGUGAUAUCAAACAAGCUUAUACACAGUUUGGAGGAAAACGUCCUUUUGGUGUUUCGUUGCUUUACAUUGGCUGGGAUAAACACUAUGGCUUUCAGCUCUAUCAGAGUGACCCUAGUGGAAACUAUGGUGGAUGGAAAGCCACAUGCAUUGGAAAUAAUAGCGCUGCAGCUGUGUCAAUGCUGAAACAAGACUACAAAGAAGGAGAAAUGACUCUGAAGUCAGCACUUGCUUUAGCUAUCAAAGUCCUAAAUAAGACCAUGGAUGUUAGUAAGCUUUCUGCUGAAAAAGUGGAAAUUGCCACACUAACGAGAGAGAAUGGAAAGACAGUCAUCAGAGUUCUCAAACAAAAGGAAGUGGAGCAGUUGAUCAAAAAACAUGAGGAGGAAGAAGCUAAAGCUGAGCGUGAGAAGAAAGAAAAAGAACAGAAAGAAAAGGAUAAAUAGAAGACAAAAUCAGGGAUUUCAUAACUCAUUUGGGGCACCAGUUCAGUGUAAAAGCUGUCCUACUCUUCCACACUGAGAAAGCUUUGACUUUUUAAAAACUUGUCUAGUGGGAAAAUAGGAUGGUACCAACUGAAUUGGGUCCUUGUUAUUUCUGCCCAGUUGAAUAUUGUAAUGAUGAUUACUCUAUGGACAUCUUAAUCACCACGCCCCCCCCCCCCCCUUUUUUGAAUAAAACUUGGAAAGGAUGGAAA